This is a messenger RNA of Cornus florida, 1485 nucleotides long. RefSeq names its product ankyrin repeat-containing protein BDA1-like. Lineage: Eukaryota; Viridiplantae; Streptophyta; Magnoliopsida; Cornales; Cornaceae. Gene Ontology annotation, molecular function: protein binding. The record is from RefSeq and is a predicted model, not a curated record. The transcript has 3 exons. The coding region runs from base 1 to 1485 and encodes 494 amino acids.
AUGGAUGUUCAAAACUUGUUUGAAGCUGCAUAUACAGGAAAUGUUGAAUUGCUGCACAAAUUGCUUCAAGAAAAGCCGUUGAUUCUCGUUGAUGUUGCACUAACAUCUCCCCCAGAGUCUCUGCUACAUGUUGCAACUAAAGCUGGACAGCUUUGUUUUGUAUGCGAGCUUAUAAAACACAAUCCGGAAUUAGCUAGAGAAUUGAGCAAGGAUGGUUUUAUGCCUAUGGACAUAGCUUCCACGGUUGGGAACGUAGAAAUUGUGAAAGAGCUUUUAAGGGUUGAUAAUAAGAUUUGUCGUCUCAAAGGCAAAGACCAGAGGACAGCGCUUCAUUAUGCUGCUAUCAAGGGGAGAGUUGGAGUUAUAGAUCUACUGCUCUCAACCUGCCCAAACUCUGUUGAAGAUGUAACAAUCCGUGGAGAAACCGCGCUUCAUCUAGCUGUGAAAAGCCACCAAAUUGAAGCCUUUAGUGCUUUGCUCAAGUGGCUUCAACGUCUCAGCAUGGAAACGGUCAUAAAUUGGAGUGAUUGCAAUGGAAACACUGUUUUGCACGUUGCAGCCUCUACAAAACAACUUGAGUAUUUUCAUGUUUGUGACAGUACUAUGGUAUGGAAAUCAAACCUGAAUCAAUUAUAUUCUUAUGACAGCCAUGAAGCAAAUUUUGCUCUCCUCUUCCCGAUUGUAGAGCUACUGCUUAGUAACAGCGAUGCUAUUAGAGGGAUCGUGAAAGUGAACGCCACAAAUUCAAAAGGUUUGACAGCGAUGGAUCUACUGGAUAUAGUAAUGGAAAGUCCCAAUGAUGUCCAACUUAGGGAAGUCCUACGACGUGGUGGAGCACUUGGGGCUCAAGAUGUUAGUCAUAUUCCUUCAACACCAUCUCUUCAGCAGGUUUCAAAAUCCAAACAAACUCAGCAAGAGUCAAAAUCAGAACCUCCAACAGAUUGGUUUGCAUAUUUCAAAUUUCAGCUGCAAAGAGAUUCACCAGGCGAAACGCGCAAUGCACUGCUAGUAGUGGCUGCACUGAUUGCCACGGUCACUUUUCAAGCAGGGGUGAACCCUCCCACUGGCUUACUAGAAUCAACUACCCAAUCAAGUUCCGGUAAUAGAACUUUGAUCGGACCAGCAACAACCUCUGGCCUAGCUGCUGCCUCCGCAAUUUUCGGCUCUCAUGCUACAGCAUUUCUGUUUUUGUUCGCGAACACAUUGGGGCUUACCGCGUCACUAAGCAUCAUAAUCUAUCUCACUGGAGGAUUUCCUUUUCAAAGGGAGCUUCUGGUUUCCAUAUACUCCAUGAUGUUUACUUAUGGAUUUUCGAUUAGUAGCAUCACAGAGGAGAAGGAAGUCAUCACAUAUCUACUUCUUGGAAUCGCCUUCAUUCUACCAUUCUCUAUACGGUGGCUGCCAAGGUGGGGAAACAAAGCUUGGAAGUGGUGGAGACAACAUUCAGUCAAUAAGACUAAUGGAGGUCCGAACAACGUCCCUUAA